GUUCGCUCCUUUUAUCAUUUCUUCAUCUCUCAAUUUCUCUUCCCAAUUAUAGAGAGGUGUGAUCCUCUUCAAGGGGACUUUCGUGGCAGCUCUCACAUACAUUCGCAGUACCGAUCAAACCACUCCGAUUUGAGAUCCUCAAACGAUGGGGGUUCCAUUAGUUUGUCACGGGCAUUCUCGUCCCGUCGUCGAUGUAUCUUACAGCCCAAUUACUCCUGAUGGGUUCUUUCUCAUUAGCGCCAGUAAAGAUUCGAUCCCGAUGUUGAGGAAUGGGGAGACAGGGGAUUGGAUAGGGACUUUUGAAGGACAUAAAGGAGCUGUUUGGAGUUGUAGCCUUGAUAAGAAUGCUCUGCGUGCUGCCUCUGCCUCUGCUGAUUUCACUGCGAAGAUAUGGAAUGCACUGACUGGAGAUGAGUUGCACUCCUUUGAACACAAGCACAUUGUUCGUGCAUGUGCCUUCUCUGAGGACACGCACCUUUUGCUGACGGGUGGAAUGGAGAAAAUACUUCGGAUAUUCGAUAUGAAUAGGCCAGACGCACCUCCAAAAGAAGUAGGAACUGCUCCUGGUUCAAUCAGAACCGUUGAAUGGCUUCAUAGUGAUAAUACUAUCUUAAGCUCUUGCACUGAUACCGGUGACAUUAGGUUAUGGGACAUAAGAAGUGACAAGAUUGUUCAAACAUUAGAAACGAAGUUCCCAGUUACUAGUGCUGAAGUAAGUCAGGAUGGAAGAUACAUAACUACUGCUGAUGGAUCUAGUGUUAAGUUUUGGGACGCCAAUAAUUUUGGAUUGCUGAAGAGCUAUGAGAUGCCUUGCAACGUUGAAUCUGCAUCCUUGGAACCUAAAAACGGGAACACUUUCAUUGCUGGAGGAGAAGAUAUGUGGGUCCAUAGGUUUGAUUUCCAGACAGGAGAAGAGAUUGGGUGUAACAAGGGUCAUCAUGGACCAGUUCACUGCGUGAGGUAUGCGCCAGGAGGAGAUUCAUACACGUCAGGCUCAGAAGACGGGACGGUGAGAAUAUGGGAGGUGGAGACAGUGAACCACGAGGAGAGCAACAAUCUGAGCGGUCACGUGAAGCUAGUAGCAGAGGAAGUUGUGCGUAAAGCUGAAAGUCUGCGUAUCAAUGAGAAAGCCACAGAAGUUGCUAAAUGAAACAUCGUUUAGCUUAUGAUAAUACCAACAUAGAUUCAUAGUUGUUUUUGCAUCACUAUAACAUGUGACAGAGAGUUUUGUCUUUUAAAUGUCUCCCAGACCAAAUAAAACGAACAUAGUCUAAUCCAUAUUUUGACAAGAAGUUUUGUAGCUUUUGAAACAAAGGACAUAACAAAAUUUUUUUAGUCUUCCAGAUAUGUUACUAAUGUUUCACUAGGUUUUACUAGGACCAGUCUUGCUGCUUAAGUGUAACACAAUAUUGGCCAAUGAUAAUAUCUACAUAGUCUUUCGAAUAAUAUUAACAUGUAAACUUAGGAGUUUAAAUGACUUUAUCUUUCUUUACACGUUUCUCCUCACAAACACAACACAAAAACAACAAAAAAAAAGCUACUCAGGCCUGUGCAGAGGGAGAGGCAGUAUCAACAGCAGCUACAGGCGUGAGUCCAGUCAACAAAUCCUCCUGUGGCGAGCCAAUCAAGAGUGAUACAAUCUCCCUCAUAGUAGGUCGCUUAGCUGGAUCAGGAUGACAACAAGCCAACCCUAACUUAAGCAACAACUCAAUCUCAUCCCCAGUAUCACACUCUGCCCUCACUCUUUCAUCAGCCGCAUUAACAACCACUCCUCCACCAUACAAGUCCCUAACCCAAUCCACAAGCACCAUAUCUUCCUCCUCCGCAUACUCAAUCGGUCUCCUCCCACACACCACCUCAAGCACCACCACACCAAAGCUAUACACAUCGCUCGCCUCUGUGGGAGACGAAGCAGACGCUAACUCUGGCGCUAAGUACCCAAGCGUCCCCACCACACGCGUCGUGUUUGGAGCUCCACCGUGCUCAUACAACUUAGCCAAACCAAAGUCCCCAAGCCUCCCACGCAUGUCGGAAUCCAAAAGAAUGUUGGAUGAUUUAAUAUCUCUAUGGAUCACAACUUGUUCCCAUCCAUGGUGGAGAUAGUUAAGCCCUUCCGCCACGUCAUUGAUCACUUGUCGCCUUAACCGCCACGGCAUUGACUCUUUAGGGUGGUCAAAUAUCCACUGGUUCAAGCUUCCGUUAGGCAUGUAAUCAUACACAAGCAUCAGCUCGUUUUUCCGACGACACCAUCCUCUCAUUUGGACAAGAUUCUUAUGCUGAAGACGUCCCAUACUCUCUAUCUCAGCCAUGAACUCUCUCAGCCCUUGCUUCGAAUCAUGGUUCACGCAUUUCACAGCAAUCUCGUUGCUGUUGGAAAGAACUCCUCUGUAGACUUUACCGAACCCGCCGGAUCCGAGAAGACGGUUGAUGGAGAAAGAGUCUGUGGCAGCGGAGAGAUCUUCGUAGGUGAAACGGUGAGGCCAGAACUCAAGCUCCCAGUCCUCAGCUUCUUCUUCUUCCUCUUCUCUUAACAGCUUCCACCAAAUAAAGUAACCUCCUAAACCAAGUAGACAUAUAAAGAGAACACAACCAACAACGAUCCCAGCUAUUGCUCCGGUUGAGAGAGAAGAGGAGGGAGGAUCAAGAAAGAACACUGGUAAACCUGUCGUGUUGAUCUCUCGAGGAGGAGCUCCGGUGUCACUUAAGCUCCAAGCGAGGAUUCUCCUAACUUCAACCCAGUUCGUUUUAGAAGCGGAGAAGCCAACGAACAUAUCUGCGGAGACAUAAUUCGCUAUGACUGGAUCACGGUAAGUGAGUGUAGGUCGGCGAGGUCUACGCAUACCAGCAGGAGCGAUAGUAACGUUGAUCUCAAAAUUCGGACCGUCAAAGUCGAUCCAAGCGUGGAUGUUUUGACCGUUACGCAUGUUAACGGAAACAAAACUUCCGUUAACAGAAUCAUAGUACCCUGCUGGUUCAGCUUUAGUGGAUAAGAUGCUGUUGAGGUCAAUUCCGACAUGGUUCCCAUCGAUGUCGUUGACUUCAGAGUUCAAACCAGUGUCGAAUUCCACUGCGAGGAGAGGAGCGGGGAGACGAGAGGGCAUGUUUGGGAAGAGACCGAAGUUUUGGCUGGCGAUGGCACCUGGAGGGGAUGUGGAGUUGGAGAGGACGAAGCAGAGACCGAAGCCAGGGCUUGUGGAGAUGUCUGGGAGGAUGGAGAAUACGAAGGAGGUUGAGAAGGAGGAGAGACGGGUGGGGUUUCGGGUCGGAUCGGGGAUGAUUGAGAGUUUUUGCGGGUGGAAAACGCGGCCUAAGGAGAAUUGGUUGGUCUCGUUGAUGAGACGGAUGACGGUGGAUUCUACGCGGGAGUCUUCGAUGAGUAUGAGGUCGGUUAUGUUUGAUGCGGAGGUGAAGUUGUUGUAGAGGAAAUCUAUGGCGGAGGAAGAGGAAGGGAGGAGAGUGGUGAAGGUGAGGAUGAAUAGGAGUAGAGGUGGUUGUGACCAUUGUCGCCACAUCUGUAGAGUUUUUUUUUCCGGUGAGAUAUUGAAUGUGAAUAUUUGAGGAAAGGGGAUGCGUAGAGUAGACCGUCGAU
Eruca vesicaria subsp. sativa (arugula) is the source of this 3589-nucleotide messenger RNA. Lineage: Eukaryota; Viridiplantae; Streptophyta; Magnoliopsida; Brassicales; Brassicaceae. The record is from the annotation of a GenBank genome assembly.